Zophobas morio is the source of this 2014-nucleotide messenger RNA. RefSeq lists its product as uncharacterized. NCBI's taxonomy places the organism in Eukaryota, Metazoa, Arthropoda, Insecta, Coleoptera, Tenebrionidae. The record is from RefSeq and is a predicted model, not a curated record. The coding region runs from base 44 to 1918 and encodes 624 amino acids. The transcript has 6 exons.
GUAUAAAAACGGAUUAUUGUAACCGAUUGUAGCAGAUCCCAACAUGCGGUGGCCGGUUCCACUUGUGGUGUUAAUCGUCGGCGCGAUCGCCGAAGAAGUGGCGGUUCCAAGACCAGUGGGUGUAGUGUACUUAAUUAACUUUAUCAACGGACCAAAGAGAGCGGAAAAUGUCGACGGCGGCAUCAACAACGAGAUCCCUCAAGACAGCUCCAAACCCAGGAUACAACCAGGAAUUUUGCUAGUUCAACCCAUCCCCGAAGACGAGGCCCUCACCGACGGAAUUUACUUCCGCCCUGCUGACGGCCAGCCUUUAGAAAACCCAGAGAAACUCAAAGUCGUCUCCAGACAAAGACGCUCGCCUUAUGGCUCGUACGGCAAAGGCAGUAGCGGUGGAGGCGGCGGAGGAGGCGGCGGCGGCGGCGGAUUUGGAGGCGGAUUUGGCGGCGGGGCCGGAGGUGGCUUUGGGGGCGGCUUCGGCGGCGGCGGCGGAUUCGGAGGAGGCGCAGGAGGCGGAGGCGGCUUAGGCGGCCUUGGCGGAUUGUUGGGAGGUGGCAAAGGACUUGGAGGCGGCGGCGGAUUAGGAGGAGGCGGAGGUCAUGGAGGUGGAUUAGGAGGAGGCGGAGGUCACGGAGGUGGAGGUGGAUUGGGAGGAGGAGGCGGAUUAGGAGGAGGGGGCUCCGGCGGAUUAGGAGGAGGCGGUGGCCAUGGAGGUGCCGGUGGUGGCGCAAUUGGUGGCUCUGGAGGUUUCGGUUCUGGAGGAGCUGGAGGACAUGGAGGAGGAUUAGGAGGAGGAAAUGGAGCUGGCGGAGGAUUAGGAGGAGGCGGAGGAUUGGGAGGAGGCUCCGGAGGUGCCGGAGGCGGAGCAAGUAGUGGCUCUGGAAGCUAUGGAGGCGGCAGUUCUGGCGGACUAGGAGGAGGCGGCGGCUCUGGAGGACUAGGCGGAGGCGGCGGUUCUGGAGGACUAGGAGGCGGUGGUCUGGGAGGUGGAAACGGACAUGGCGGAGGAGCUGGCGGAUCUGUAGAAAUUAUUGGAGGAGGAUCUGGGGGACUUGGAGGUGGACAUGGAGGGGGAUUGGGAGGAGGAGCCGGCGGAGGUGGAGCCGGUGGAGGUGGAGCUGGAGGAGGAGGAUUAGGAGGAGGAGGAUUAGGAGGUGGACAUGGAGGUGGAUUAGGCGGAGCAGGUGGAGCCGGAGGCGGUGGAGCAGGAGGCGGUGGAGCAGGAGGCGGUGGAGCAGGAGGCGGUGGCUUUGGCGGCAGUAGCGCUAACAGUGGCAGCAGUAGCAGCAGCGGCAGCUUCGGCGGCGGUAAAGGCGGAGGUCUUGGAGGCGGCGGAGGUCUUGGCGGCGGCGGCUCCGGAGGUUUCGGCGGCUCCGGUGGCUCCGGCGGCUCCGGAGGCUUUGGUGGCUCCGGCGGCGGAGGUGGUAAAGGAGGAGGCUUCGGCGGAGGUGGUGGAGACGGAGGUUUCGGCGGCUCCGGCGGCGGUGGCGCCGGAGGUUUCGGUGGCUCCGGCGGUUUCGGCGGCUCCGGCGGUGGCGGUAAAGGAGGCGGCUUCGGAGGUGGAAAUGGAGGUUUCGGCGGCGCCGGCGGCGGUGCUGGUGGAUUCGGUGGGUCCGGCGCCGGAGGCUUUGGCGGUGGUAAAGGCGGCGGCGGUGGACUCGGCGGCGGCGGCGGUCUUGGAGGAGGCGGUGCCGGCGGAUUCGGAGGUUCCGGCGGCGGCGGCUUAGGUGGUGGAGGCGGUGGCCAUGGAGGCGGCGGCUUCGGUGGCCACGGCGGCGGCGGUCAUGGCGGCGGCGGCGGCGGCGGAUUCGCAAGCAGCAAAAGCAGUAGCUUCGCCUCAAGUUCUGGAGGAGGACAAGCCUCGGCGUCCUCAUCAGCAUCGGCUUCCAGUUUUGGGAAAAGUGGAGGCUACGGCAAAUAAAAUGAAAUUUUAAUUUUUAUGAUACUCUACCUAGUGUAAGAAAAAUUUCUGUAAAUGUAAAAUUGUACUGAUAAUAAAUAUAACGUAAAAUAUUUA